Molecule: messenger RNA, 1020 nt
Organism: Acaulospora colombiana
Lineage: Eukaryota; Fungi; Glomeromycota; Glomeromycetes; Diversisporales; Acaulosporaceae
Source: the annotation of a GenBank genome assembly
AUGCUAUCCAAUACUCUGGAACUACAAUUGCCACCGCUUUGCCCAGAACGCACGGCAGUUCAGCUGUCAUCAUUACGCAGAGGGAUCAUUCAACCCCAGGAGGUCGAGAGUGUCAGAGCCUGCAAGUGCUCUGAAAACCCCACAAUCAUGCCGCUUUUGACUCUCGACAAAGACCUUCGCUUUUUCUACAACAUCUUCUCGCCCAAAGGCAGCGUCCUCGAUACAUCGAAACCAACAGUUUUGCUUUUGCACCCUGUCUUCUUUGAUCAGACGUUCUUCGCUCCUCAGUAUACGGACGACGAGAUGGCGGAGAAGUUCAACCUGAUCCUCCUCGACCACCACUAUCAUGGUGGUACUCAGACUACACUAGACGAUGAAAAAUACGAUUUUGAUCUGACUGCCGAGUAUCUCGGCCAGCACAAGGACAUGCUAGAUACUGUCUUGGACAGCGGGGAUGAUCUAGAAGAGACCCUACCACAAACUGAAAAUGAUCCUCGUUUCGCUUCUCUCGAAACAGAGGAACGCCAUGAGGCAUUCAUGGCCACCAACCAGAUUCAACCCAAGAAUCGUCGGCUCCUUACCAAGGCUUACUCCGCGGUGUUCGAUGAAACCGCACCACCGGCAUCAAACUGGCCCCGAAUCAAGAUUCCAGUGCUUAUAGCACAUGGAGGACAAUUACAAUUUGUUAUCAGAAGCAACAAUGAGGGAGCUGCAUAUCAUCCGUUUUGGACCACAUUACUUCACCGCGACGGUACCCGCCCUCUUCAAUCCUAUUUUCCUAGAAUUUAUCAAGAAAGCAACAAUCGUCUAAUAUUUAGGAGGAAUUAUAACCUCGGGUCUCUUUUCAUCGUUUGUGCCGGCAGCAAUGUCAACAAACACGCUCAGGUUAUCGGUGAUUUAUUUACGGAAUUGGCACAAGGCCCUUCCGGACCAGCUAUAUCUAACUUUUGUAUCAUCACCCAGCCUGCUACCAUUGUAUGGGCGGGCAAUGAAGAUGAGUCGGUAACGACCAUUGCCUAA